UCGCAUGUCGAUCGCAUCAACACCAUAGACUUAUAUAAGUCUGUGAUCAACACAGUCCCUGAAAUGUAAAAUAAUCAAACGGACAGUUUACGUCAUGGAGGAGGAAGUGUACGAGGCAAAUGUGGGAAGAAUGACGAAGAAUGAAAAGUUUCAGGUCGAUAUCGAAUACGAGCAUAGAUAUGAUGACUUUUUCGAAGUGGAACAAUCCCUCGACUCGGAGGAGGAAAAACCUUUCGAGGAAAGAGAAUGGGAAGAAGAGAAAAAACCGCCUAUACAAGAUUGGGAGAAAGAAGCGAAGAAGAAAAUUCGUAUAGAAAUGGAUGAUCCGUCAAUGGGAAGACGGAGAACUGUCUAUGAUCUCAAUGCUUACUCCUCUUCUCGGCCGUCAGUGAGCGACAUUUGGAAAUCUAACACGACGCAGAUAACCACGGAGCCAUCAAAGAAAAUUCGAUAUUCCGUGUCGAUGGGAAUACCGGGGCUUUCAAGAAUCGAUCUGUCGCCGUUGACACAAAAAAUCGUAGGCUGUAUCAUUGGAGAGGAUGUUACCACAGAAUUUCCAUGGGUGCGCGUUAGAAAGGACGUCAUAGAAGACAACAUAGACUUACAUUCUGAGAGCAGUGACUUUCUACUAGUAAAGGACGAGGUUCAUGCAUUUCCUGAUGACAAGAUUUUCAUCGGGUACGCACCAUCCUUAACCGAAGAGGGCCAAUUCUAUAUUGUUCUUACCAAGGAAGGCAGAGACGCUGUAGUGAGGCAUAUACAUGAGCAGAGGGAGGAACACGAGAAUCGUGUAAAAAAUGCGAUCUACAAAUCUCCUGGCCGAUGGCAUGACUUGGGAAGCGGUGCCGACGUCGAUGCCAACAUCGUCAAGAACACAAGGCCGCUAUUCGAAAUUGAGGUUACGUCUACCGCUGAUUUGCUGAACGUGCCGAUAAAUCUAACGGACAGGAAGGCGGAUGAUCAGAUAGAUGGAUACAUUGAGUUGCUACCAAAUAAUCAGCAAAUAUUUGAGAAUGUACGACGUAAAUUGGUAAGCAGGUAUACGCAAGUGACGCCGAUCAUACGACACAACGAGGCGCAAACGGCACCAUCGAUAUCUGUCAAUUCCUGGUACCAAUAUCUGUACGAAUACGAGACAGUCGAUUUGUCUACUUAUACCGAGUAUAAGAUAAAGUCUUUGAAAUAUUUUUUGAAACGCUAUACUGAUGUCGUGUGCGAUCAGGUUUUAAUGAACUCCACGUGGGAUAUAUAUACGAAUGAUUAUGCAAAUUUGGUGCGUAGUGAAAAGGAUACGCAGAUACCUAUGCCUAUAAGUUACGAAGAACAUCAAAGCUACUACGAUGGAAAGAUCAUUGUGGAUAAGGUUAUCAAUGAUCUCUGCUGGCAUCCAUUCUGGACCGGAACGGUGAUAGCUACUUAUACGCAGCAUGCAAAGGGCGAGCAUUUAAUAGGUCCCAAAACUUACGAUGAGGUAUUUUUAGCUUGCGAGGGCAACAAUAAAGUAUUAAUAUGGUCUUUCGCCGACUGUUUGUCACCUAAACUCAUCCUUGAAUGUCCACGAGAAGUGACAUCCGUUUCGGUCUGUCCUAUCGACAGUAGCAUCAUCAUAGGUGGCUGUAUAAAUGGCCAGAUCGCCAUCUGGCACAUUCCCGGCAAAAUCGAGCAGGUGGAGACUGUGGUGACACAGACGAGCGCCCAAGUGAAGUACAGCAUCGCGAUGAGGAGCUUGAUGACAUGGAUGCGCGAGACGACGCCGACGUCGUUGAUCAGUCCGACGGCGAUGUCUGCCCUCAAGUACAGCCAGAAGGCGGGCAUCACCCAAAUAGUCUGGGUGCCCUCGCAUCACGAGGUCGACAAAAACGGCCGGAUCUCGUCCUUGCCGGAAGAUGCGCCCCUGGACGAUCUAAGCUAUCAGUUUGUAACCGCCAGCAAGGACGGCACCGUCGCCUUUUGGGAUCUUAAGUGGCGAUCUAUGGAGAAGGAUAUUCAGCAAGUUCGUACCGGACGAAAGAAGAAGAUUUAUCCAGAUAUUCAGAAAUCAAUGGCGCAACCGACAUCGCCGUUCAAAAUUCUCGAUCAUGUCUUCAGGCCCCACUAUAUCCUCGUGAUUCAAUAUCCGGAUGAGAGCCGGCAGCUCGUGAUAACGACUCUCAGCAUGUACAAUCCAAAGUUUCGCAAGGAACAAGUUGGACCGUUCUCGAUGACAAGAGACGAUCUCACAAUUAGAAAGUAUUACAGACCCAUAAUCGAGAAGGCGAACUAUGUCAUGGAGCCAAAGAUACUCAUCGGUACUGUCGAAGGUGAUUUUGGUUGCGUAACGUGGACCGGCUACGAAUUCACCAUCGAUGCGGGCAUGAAUCGCGAAACGGCACGAUGGCUCUGGAUGAAGAAAAUGCACGAUGGACCGGUUACGCACGUGGUCAGAUCCAAUUAUUACCAUCAGGUGGUGGUCACGGUGGGAGGCAAGAUCUUCGCCGUGUGGCGGGACGAUUUCGUCGAGCCGCUCGUUUGGAAAAAAUCCAACGUUAGCUACUCGGCAUGCUCAUGGGGAAUUAUACGUCCAACUGUUUUGAUCUUGGGACGAAUAGACGGUACCAUAGAAAUUUGGGAUCUCGAAGUCAAGAGUCACGAGCCAAGCUUCGUGCAGAGUCUGUCCGGACGGAUAAUUACAGGCAUCUAUACUCACGAGUUACCGCUGGAACCGCAGUGUAUUGGAUUUUGCGACUUCAAUGGCUCCUUAAGGACGUUCACGGCGCCGCGUGUCUUACUGACAUACGACGUGGGCGACGUCGAGUGGAUGAAAAAGUUCAUCGACCGACAGGUUCAAAGGAUAAGCGAGUUUCGAACCUGGCAAGAAUCAUGGUGCGAAUCAAACCUCGAGGAUAUCUUGAUGAAGAAGAAGUUCAGAAAAAUAAAAGAGGAGAAAAAGCAUCUGGAGGCUGAGGAGAAGAUUAAACCUGACACGGUCGAUGUGGCGACUCGUGUAACUACACCUACAAGACCUGCGCGUCGGAAGCCCUGGCAAUUCAUCGAGGAAGCCAGAGAACGGUGGAUGUCAAUGGAAGUAAAGCGCAUGCAACGACUGAUCCUGGAGAAAAAAGGGCUCAGAAAGGACGUCCUCGAGAAGCAGCGCGCGCCGGUUCUUAGAUUGCGACAGGAGGCGAGGACAAAGAAGCGUAAGAUACGCGAGAUCCUGAGUCUGCAGGACAGGAUCUUUGAGGAAACCAUCGUGUUCCUCUUCCCGGAGCAGCAUCAGGAGCGCAGAGAAACUUUGUUGCCGCCUUUGCCAGUUUCUGCGGCCGACAGACGCUUAACGAUCGACGAGUUCAUUAAGAAGGAAACCGCUCUUCGAAAAGAAGACGUUUUUGCUGAUUCUGAGGAAGAAAUUAUAUACAAUUUUCUGGAAGUACAAGCCGAGGCUCUGGCCAAAUUAAAGAGCACGCCUUUCGAACGCACGUUCGACUGGCGCAAAGUACUCGCGCAAGGAAAGUCGAGGAGAAGAUCGAUGGACAUCGAACUCAAGAAGUUAAACAGACUGAAGAAGACGUGCAAAGUGGACGGUGCUGUAAACGAUGCAUCACGUCUUGUCGGCAACGUAUAA
Messenger RNA from Trachymyrmex cornetzi, 3601 nucleotides. Its product is annotated as WD repeat-containing protein 63. The coding region runs from base 95 to 3601 and encodes 1168 amino acids. The transcript is spliced from 13 exons. The record is from RefSeq and is a predicted model, not a curated record. Gene Ontology annotation, cellular component: inner dynein arm. NCBI's taxonomy places the organism in Eukaryota, Metazoa, Arthropoda, Insecta, Hymenoptera, Formicidae. Gene Ontology annotation, biological process: inner dynein arm assembly; cilium movement involved in cell motility. Gene Ontology annotation, molecular function: dynein light chain binding; dynein heavy chain binding.